AGAGAAGGGGUUUGUAGUAUAACUGGAGAAGAUGGCGACGAAACGGCGUGGAGGAGUUGAUGGAAGAAGGAAAAUGAAUAUAGAUGUGAAGGCAGUGGGCUUGGGAGCUGAUUCCAGCGACGAUGAAGAUGCCCCUGAAGAAGUUACCUUUGAAAAAGCGAAAGCAGAUGCUGUACGGAGCAUGAGGAACGCCCUGGAUACUAUCAAGAGAGACAAGGAGCUGUUGAAGGAAAAGAGAAGAAAGAGACAGGAGCUAUUUCAACAGCAAAAGAAAAGAAAGUUACUCUCUGAAGAUGUACUGGAAGAGAUUGAAUUGGCAUAUACCAAAAAACGCAAGACUUUGGAUUCAGAAGAACAAGAAAAAGAGAGUGAAGAGGAUGAAUCGUCAGAAGAUGAAGACGAAGUGGUUAAUGCCAGGCUAAAGGACAGCUAUAAGGCUGUAAGACUCAAGGACCAAAUUGAUGCAAAUGCCAGACAGGAAAGCGCAAGUGAUUUUAUAAGAUCUCGUCUCUAUGGACCAGGAACCAACAGAACCACAACAAACCACAUGCUCUCACUUAAAAACAAAACAGGGAUGAACAAAACAGCAGCUGUACAGUUUGUUGACAAAAAUUGGGGGUCAGAGAAGAAAGGAGAAGCUGAGAAGUUUAAAAAGAGGUGGAUUCAGAACCAGAACAUGAUUACCAACUAAGUGAAGUGAGAACUGCCCUGGGGAGACAUACUUUACCCCUGUGCAUAUACUGCUGCAGUGCACAAGUGUUUUUUUUUUUGUUUUUGUUACUUUGGGAUUGAACUUAAUUUGCUGAUUGGUUCAGAACAAACUUUUUCAACAAAAGAAAGCAAUAUACAUUAAUUUCUUGUCUUAUUACAUUAAACGUAUGGUUUAAUAUAAUUAAUAUUGUCCUUUUGUUCUAACCUUUUAAUGCUGGGAGACCUUGUGUUUGUUGAAAUGUUUGUUACCCAGUCUGAGAAGUUUCUUUAGUUUAACUUAAUUGAAAAUACUAAUUUUACGAAAUAAAAAGCAAAACGUCUUAAAUCUUAAACUGAUGAAAGCACUAGCUGAAAUGUUUAUCUGCCUGACUACUUAAAAGUUUUACCUUGGAUAUUGAAUGACUUGCAAAAAGGAUCAUCUCAGUAUUUUAUAAGUUAUUUUGCCAUAACUUAAUGAUUUGAUAUGUAAUAAUACAUUGCAGACAGCUGUUACAACUAAUGUAGAAAACCUACCACUUCUAUUGCGUUUGCUAUUUUCUGUCACUGGCAGUACACCUGUAGUCAUUACUCUUGUCUUUUGCAUGCUUUUAAAAGGAGUAGUGUAUUAGGUCACUACUUUUUGCAGUUUCUCAUUGAAUUCCUGCAUAACUACCCCAGAAUUUUCCUAUGGCUAUCUCCCUCCCAACCAAAAGUUGUCUUGAGCACCACCCACUAUCUGAAUGAAAAUGAAUUAUUCCAGAUUUUGAACCAUAUAAAACCAGUCCCAUCUAACCUCAUUUUGCUUGCCAAAAAAAAAAAAAAAAAAAACUUAUGGAAAAAAUUGGUAGCUCAGAUUAAGGGGAAAAAAAAGUGUGUACAGUAUAAAACAAAGCAACAUAAGGUACAAAUAAACCUCUGUGUAAUAAGCUGUGGUUCUCUUAUCCAGAGGGCUGUUUACUGAUAACAGUGAUACAUGUUACUUUAUUCCUUGUAACAGGCUGCAGGUAAUUCCCCAAACCCUUACAUUUUAGAGUUUUAAGUACCCCUUAACGGUUUGAUUGGGGAAAAACAAAUGUAGUCUUGGAUAUCUAAAGGGGCAAUGUUUCACUUUAUAUUGGUGUGACACUGCUGAAGAUGGUGUAUGUUGUCCCAAUGGAGUCUAAACAUCUAUGGACAUCUAGGGUCAAUUGCAACAAACUUGCAGUUAGUAGAGCUGCAUUCUAGCUAGUACGGUACUUGGGAUCAUCCCUAGCUGCGUACUACCUUAAUAAAAAUUGCAACGAGAAAAGCGGAACAAAGUUGGGGACUAACUGCUCCCCAGCGUUAGUAUGUUACUAAAGAUUCUGGUUUGUUUCAGUGUGCUUCCAAACAGGAACUGAAGAGGGUUGGAGUUCAAGAUCUGAGCGAUUGGUACAAAUUACAAUUUAUAAGUGUUUUUUUUUUUUUUUUUUUUUUUUUUUUCUGAAAUGUAAACAUCUUUUAAUUGUAUUUAUUUUGAUUUAUUCAUGCUUAAGUUUGAAAGGGUAUAUUUACGCACAACAAAUACAAUUUCCCCUUGCGCUUUGCUUUUUGUUUAAUCAAAAUGAAAAUUUGUAAUACAGCCUUUCAACUGUAAUAGUAAUAUUUUGCCCCUGGAUCAUUUUUUCGCUGUGGAAUUGAUCCAUGUAGGAGUUUCGUUUUCCGUAUUAUGGCACGAAACUGCUACGCAAAUAUAUUUACAAUGCCAGCAAUGACAUCCCUUAAAAAAAAAAAAAAUGCAAGUAACUGUCUUUUAUAUGUAAAAUAUAGGUACUAUAAUCAUUUGUGAUUAUGAAUUGUUCCGUUACAAAAGUUGUCAAUACAUUUUUGGGAUUUUUCAUAUGUGUUCCACUUAGCACGGUACUAUAAAUCAUUAGUCUAUAGAAAGGGUUAGACUAAUUUAGUCUCGUACUUGGUAUCCUCUAGAGGGCAGUAGCAGUUAUUUUGGGUUCGUUGCAAUUGAGAUCAUUUUUAGUAUGCAGCUGGGGACUAUCUUGAGCUGCCAAAUUUGCUGUAAUUGGUAGUGACACGCGUACUAGUUUAGUACGUAGCGCUGUACUAACCACGGGAUCAGUUUGUUGCAAUUGACCCCUCAUGACUACUACACCAGACCAUUUGUGAACUUUGAGAGACUGCAGUUUGUAAAUGCUAUUCUUACUAUGCGUUCACAAUGGUGGUUGGAUUAAAAAGCUUUUGUGAAACA
Molecule: messenger RNA, 2911 nt
Organism: Polyodon spathula (Mississippi paddlefish)
Lineage: Eukaryota; Metazoa; Chordata; Actinopteri; Acipenseriformes; Polyodontidae
Product: nucleolar protein 7-like
Exons: 8
Coding region: 32-691 (219 amino acids)
Cellular component (GO): nucleus
Molecular function (GO): RNA binding
Source: RefSeq, a predicted model, not a curated record